CGGGUCAGUAUGGAAAUGAGCUGGAAGGCAACUCAGGACUGAGAAGGUUGUAGUUAAUUUUUGGCCAAAUGUCGAACUAAAACCUUUAAAAUGGCUGUUUUAAGGCAAGGAAGUGUUAUCACGGCCACAGUGGAGCAGUCUUUAGGUAAUUGUCUUCUGGUACACUUCAAGCACAGGUCGAGAACGUUUCGCGGGAUUUUAUUUGAUGAAAAAAACUCUGUUGUUCAAAGAGCAACCAUUACCAAGCAGAGUGAUGAUCACAAGUUGAUGUCCAACAAAAGCUCCCUUCCUCUUGGAAUGGCUAUAGUUUCUCCAUCUAAACAGCCAUAUUCAAGCUUGAGGAAUCGAAUUUACUAUAACACAACUUCAAAACGAUUUAGUGGGUCGAAUUCAAAAAGUAAUGGAUCUAAAAACUCAGAAAAUAAAGGACAUUCUCAGACUUAUUCAGGGUCAUCUGGGAAGGACACUGUAAAUUGUAGAGAAAGCUCUGCACAGACUCACAGAAAACCAGGGCAAGAUGGGCUGAAUAAGCUAGAUACAAGACACAGCUCACGUUCAUUUAGACAGCGAUGCAAGAAUGCUACCAGUGAAGGAAAUGGCUUGAAAAGAAAAGCAGAAUAUGAAUUGGAAGGAUCCAAGCCUACAAAGUCAAGAUCAAAUGUUAAAGAGACCACAUCAACUGUCAACUGGAAUAGCUCUAAACAUGUUUCUCACACUCAACAAAAACCUUCCCCAAACAAUUCAACCAGGAGAAAGAUUAUAGUAGUUGGUUCAGAGUCAAGUAAUAAGUCAGAUAGCACAGAAAAUGAACAAACACUAUUUCCUUGUGAAGAACAGUCAGAGACAACUGGUAUUAAUGCAAAUGACAUAAAUACCACAAGUACUUUAUCUUCUGUAAGGCAAAAUCUUUUCCCACCAGAAUAUGAAUUGAAGACUAAUAAUGUUUUCAUUAACGACCAGACAGAAAUACAGGGAAUGAAAGAAUGUGUUAUGGACAGUGGAAGUGACGGUGCUGUAGAUUUCUUUGGUAGUCUUGGACUUGGUAGCGCUUGCCAUGACAGAGAUGAUGGUAAUGAGUAUGUAGAUAGUAAUGCUAGCUGUUCUUCUAAUGAACAACUUGGUGAAAGGCCUGAUCUUGAGGAAGAAGAGAAAGAUAGCUUAAAGAAUGAAAGCGAAGAAAUUGGUCCCCAUGAGGAUGAAACUUAUUAUGAGGCUAAAACUGAAGGAGCUUAUGACAAGCAACAAUCUCUAACUCCCACAAAGAAAUCAGCUAGAAUCAGUGCGAAGAGAGCAAUACUGGAGCAAAAUUUGUCAAAUUAUAAUGAUGACAAUACUAUUUGGAGUAUCUGGGGAGGUGCACCAUCACAGAAAGAGAAAGAUCAGCAACAUUCAUUGGAAACCGAGGUACCCGUUGAUUCCCCAGAAAGCCUGCCAGAAAUUGUACAUGUAGAUGUCAGUGAAAAUGGCUCGUCAGCCAACAAUAUACCCUUGUGUUCAACAGGGAAAACCAAGGGACCAAGAAUGAAGCAAACUCCUGUUCGAGCAAAGGUGUCCAAUAAUGUGUGCRUCCCAGAGAAACAAGUGUCUGUAGGGAGCAUUGUAUGGGGGAAGGUCCAUGGGCACCCUUGGUGGCCUGGGCGGGUAUUAGCUGUCAGUGGAAACUUUGGAGAAGGAAGUGAAACCACAAAGCAUGCUCAUGUGACAUGGUUUGGGUCAAAUACAAGCUCUAUCAUGCCUGUUAAUGAACUACAGCACUUUGUUGCUAACUUUAAAAGACGACAUAAGAAAACUAAGAAAGGUUGUUAUCGCAAGGCGGUUAGACAAGCACAAGAUAUGCUUCAAAUCAUGGGAGAGGAAUUCUAAGCAUUAUGCCAAAUUGAUUCCCCAGCURUAAUUGAGAUUAAAAACAUCUUGGAAUUAAAAUUAUACAGACUCUUAAAUGAGACUCAACGAUGAUUUCCAUUCAAACCUCAAACAAUCAAUCCAUGAAUAAUAAGACAAGGAAUAAACCUUGUUUAUCUUUCAUGUUUUUUGUCAUAUAAAUAGCAGUGUAAAUAAUGAAAAUAUUAUUCAUCCUAUAGUUAUAUUUCCAAAGAAGUGUUUUCUUACAUACAGAGAAAUGUUAAGUGCUUGACCUUUUAGGUGUGAAUAUCCUACUUCUAAGAGAGAAUAUUGAGUUUCUGAUGUGUUAACAUUAUUUUGGCAAUACCUCUGUCUUUAACUAAGUAUUACAGGUUUUUUGUGCUGUUUGUCGUAUAUAGUUGUUGUUUCAUAUGUUAUCAAUCUGAUUUAAACUUUUAACUUCAUGGUAUAAUAUCGCAAGAAUAAUUUGGUCUUUGUUGGCUGUUUUAUUUCAACCAAGGUGACUUAAAACAGUACAGAAUUGAUGGUCAACAGACCAUGUAAAACAACCUACAAACCUCAUGUUCCAAGUGYUAAAAUAUGUAAAUUGACCAAACUAGCUUGCCCAUGUAAAUUCAACAGUUUUUCAGGAAAUUUGUAAACUAGGUUGAAUUGUUUUACAACGGAUGAAAAUCAAAUCAAUCUCCUACAGCAUGGAAUUGAUAUCGAGGUAUUACACGUAGGUAGUACUUGUGAAUUUUUUAAAUCAAUGUUUGAAAAUACAAAAACAAAAUGUUUACAUUUUACAGGAUUUAUAAACUCAGAGAAUCCAUCUGACCAGUAAGAUAUCUACAUUAUAGAAUAAUGUCAKGAAGAUACCCCAAAAAUACUAGUAAAAGAUUGCCUCUUGAUGUAAAAUAUAGARAUUUGUUGAUGAAUCAUGCAAUUCUCUUCUAGAAUUGAAAAUGAAGCCUUGAAAUCAUCAACUAUGUUAUGAAUUAUAGAUAAAAAGAAACUGAAAUCAA
Actinia tenebrosa (Australian red waratah sea anemone) is the source of this 2867-nucleotide messenger RNA. RefSeq lists its product as uncharacterized. Gene Ontology annotation, cellular component: chromocenter; nucleus. Lineage: Eukaryota; Metazoa; Cnidaria; Anthozoa; Actiniaria; Actiniidae. Gene Ontology annotation, molecular function: chromatin binding. The record is from RefSeq and is a predicted model, not a curated record.